Molecule: messenger RNA, 1307 nt
Organism: Anguilla rostrata (American eel)
Lineage: Eukaryota; Metazoa; Chordata; Actinopteri; Anguilliformes; Anguillidae
Product: protein THEM6-like
Exons: 3
Coding region: 159-764 (201 amino acids)
Source: RefSeq, a predicted model, not a curated record
GACUAACCUGCACGGCUACUAUAAAUACGAAAGGGGAAAGCCGAAAGAGGAAGAAAGUCUGCUCUCACGUGACAACAGCCGCUGCUGCUACGACGUAACUUGGGGAAGGAAGUGCGGUCGUGUCGGGACUGAGUUGGAAAGAAAGCAAAAGUCUGAGGAUGUUGCUGUGGGUGCUGGCUGUGCUGCUUCUGCUCUUCAGCUGUCUGGAUGUGUGGUACUUCCUGCGAGUGGUGGUGGUGGUGCUCAGGGCCUGGUUCCAGCCCCCGGUUUGGGACGUCCUGGCAGAGCAGAGCGUGGGGGGGCGAGUGCUCCCCCACGACAUAGACAUGGGUCACAUGAACAACGCCCGUUACCUCCGGGAGUGUGACUUCGCCCGAUUUGCCCUUUACACCCGAAACGGCGUGUUCAAGGCUACCCGGGCCCUGGGGGCCUCCUUAGUGGUGGGGGCGUCGACCAUCCGCUACCGACGCUCGCUGUCAUUGGGCGAGGCCUUCGAGCUGCGCAGCCGCAUCGUCGCCUGGGACGACAAGUCCUUUUACGUGGAGCAGCGGUUCGUCUCCCGCGCAGACGGAGUGGUCUCUGCGGUCAUGCUGUGCAGACAGAAUGUCCAGCGCGGCAGCCCCGACAAGCUCUUACAGUACCUGUGCAAGAGGAAGGUGGAGUGCCCUGAGUACCCAGAGGAGCUCCAACACUGGAUCAGCUUCAUCAAUGCCAGCAGCCAGGCCCUGAGAGCAGAGAACAACACGGAGGAGAAGAGCAAGUGAAGGAUAAUCACUCUAUCUCUUUCUCUCUCUCUCUCUCACUCUGUACAUUAUGUGCUGUUUAAUUAACUCUUUGAAGAGUAGAUUUUUCUGCAAUGUGUUUUGAAAUUCUAUGUCAGUGUACUCGGACUCUGUUGCUUUCAAUUACUGGCAGUGGUUGUUACAUCAGCAUUAGAAUGUUCAGUUAAGAACAUUCUAACCACGUACUUGAUUUUGCGUGUUAAAGGGUUAAAUAGCAGUGAAAGACGAACAAAUACCCCUCCCCCAGUAAACUCUUUGUCUGUACCCAACACCCCCCCCACACACACACACACACACGCACAGCAGAAGCAUUGUCUGAACACUCAUCCUUCACCCUCAGUCUUUUUCUAUUGUUGAUAAAGAGCCUCCGUAGGAACAGAACACUGCCACCCAGUGGUGGAAAAAGGUAACUUGGUAAAAUGUUACAUCGUUUUUGCAUUUUGCGUAGUAAUAAUAAUGGGAAAAAAUACUUCAGACAUGAAUGUGUUUUGUAAAUGCGCUUGGAAUAAAGUUAUUUAAUAAAAA